AUGGCUUCAGCCGACAUUGUCAACAAUAGUCAAACCCACUCGACGGUCGCAACUGAUCAUCCAAGUGCAGCGACAACUUCUGCAUCUCAUCAUGAACAUUCUCAUUCCUGCUGUGAUCACUCACAUCAUCAUGAUCAUGAUAUGCCAUCAUUUUUCGAUGAAAACGAUCUUUUCUCAUCGUUAGCUGGUGCUAAGAAGGACAUGGCUGCUAAACGAAAACCGAAGAAGAAUCAACUACAAGGUGCAGUUCGCGCCGAAACAAUUCCAGGUCAUCGCGGAGAUCAAAAUAUUGAUGAUUUGCUCAAUUUUAUCAACAGUCCGACGCCAGCGAGUGGUAAAAAACAAAAGAAAAAAACAGCAAAUUAG
This is a messenger RNA of Adineta ricciae, 366 nucleotides long. Lineage: Eukaryota; Metazoa; Rotifera; Eurotatoria; Adinetida; Adinetidae. The record is from the annotation of a GenBank genome assembly.